This is a messenger RNA of Talaromyces amestolkiae, 1392 nucleotides long. RefSeq lists its product as uncharacterized. Gene Ontology annotation, molecular function: oxidoreductase activity; heme binding. NCBI's taxonomy places the organism in Eukaryota, Fungi, Ascomycota, Eurotiomycetes, Eurotiales, Trichocomaceae. Gene Ontology annotation, cellular component: endoplasmic reticulum. The transcript has 2 exons. The record is from RefSeq and is a predicted model, not a curated record. The coding region runs from base 1 to 1392 and encodes 463 amino acids.
AUGCGGGAAUUCACUCUAGAAGAGGUCGAAGUGCAUAAAAGCAGGGCAGAUUUGUGGGUGGCUAUCCAUGGAAAAGUCUACGAUGUAACUAAAUACGUCAAGAAUCAUCCGGGUGGUGUCGACGUCCUGGUCGAUGUUGCUGGGAAAGAUGCAACUGAGGCAUAUGAGGACGUGGGCCAUUCAGAGGAUGCGGAUGAAAUCCUGGAGGCUUAUCUGAUUGGCACAUUGAAAGAUGCCGCGGACUACAAGGCCCGUACUACUGUAAGGGUUGUUCAAGAGCCGGUCGUGCAACAGCCACGGAAGGGUAGCUCUAGUGCUGUCCGAACCGUGGGAGUGACUGCUGGCUCAAUUCUAUCACUAUACUUUGCCUCCAUUUCACUUAGGCCACACUUGAAUCUCCAUGAGCUCAGCAAGCCCCUUCUCCAGAUGGCGCGGCUUCCAACGAACAAGUUUGGUGACAUUCUCCCUCACGGUGGUUUCAUCAAUGGCGCUGUCGCAGCUACUUGCAUCUUCGCAAUGCUGGGUAGUGUUUUAGUAUCCAAGCUUUCCAAACUCACGGAGAUCGACUCGGGAUUCAGAAGAUUUCCCCCUCACAUCAAAAGGAACACAGUCCACAAGAUCGACCCUCACCUUAUCCGGGGAUUCCUCCAGCCAAAAGAAUACAAGACCUUGCCUCUAGUGGCAAAGGAGCUCUUGGCUCCCAAUGUCUACCUCUUCGUAUUUCAGCUCCCACGCAAAAAUGAAGCCAUUGGUCUUCCCAUCGGUCAACAUGUUUCCAUUAAAGCAACAAUAGAUGGCCAGCCAGUGUCACGCUCUUAUACACCAACGUCAAAUAAUCUCGACCUCGGCAGAUUAGAACUUGUGAUCAAGUGCUACCCGGACGGUAUCCUCACAGGGAAGUACCUUGCCAAUCUCAAGGUUGGUGACAAAGUCGCAUUUCGAGGUCCCAAGGGUGCUAUGCGUUACAAGAAGGGCCUGUGUAAGAAGCUCGGAAUGGUUGCUGGUGGCACAGGUAUCACGCCGAUGUACCAGCUUAUUCGCGCGAUCUGUGAAGAUGAUACCGACACUACUGAGAUUUAUCUGAUCUAUGCCAACCGCUCCGAAGAAGACAUCCUAAUGCGCGACAAGCUUGAAGCAUUUGCACUAGCAUACCCCAGAACCUUCAAGAUCUGGUACAUGCUGGACAAUCCCUCCCCGAAAUGGCAAUAUGGUAAGGGUUAUGUUACGCCUGCCGUUAUGCGCGAACAUCUUCCUCCACCAUCUCCUGAGACUAAGAUUAUGCUCUGUGGGCCUCCGGGCAUGGUCAAUGCAUCUAAAAUGAAUUUGGCUGGUCUAGGGUUCCAGACCCCUGGACCGGUUUCCAAGAUGACUGAUCAGAUUUUCUGUUUCUAA